Molecule: messenger RNA, 4269 nt
Organism: Falco peregrinus (peregrine falcon)
Lineage: Eukaryota; Metazoa; Chordata; Aves; Falconiformes; Falconidae
Gene: ETNK2
Product: ethanolamine kinase 2
Exons: 8
Coding region: 2187-3074 (295 amino acids)
Biological process (GO): phosphatidylethanolamine biosynthetic process
Cellular component (GO): cytoplasm
Molecular function (GO): ethanolamine kinase activity
Source: RefSeq, a predicted model, not a curated record
AGUUAGGGGGGGGAUUGGAAUCUCCAGUUGUGUUUCCCUUCACUGCUAUGGCAAGAGCUGUUCGGGAGGAGACCGGAGCGGUGCACUGGUGCUCAGCUGGUUCCUAUUAGCGUUCCUGUUCACUUUCCUCCACGCACUGGAGCGGUGCCCGGCUCACACCACCUCGUUGCACGGUGUCAGUGCACAGCUGCUUGCAGGGGCUGUACCAGGCUGCGCUGGUGACACAGGAAAAUCUCCUGGUGCUUGGGGCAGGGUGUGGAAGAUGGGAAGAAGGCUCUGGGUGCUCGGCCUCCCCUGCCUGCCCUCUUCUUACUGGGGUCUUCAAGCCCCUGAGCUCUGGGUUGUGCCAGCUUUCACCGGGCUCCCACUCCUCAUCCUUUAAGCUCUGUCCCUGGGUAGAAGCAUCUCCAUACGGAGAAGGCACGGGCGGUAUCGGUGAGUCAGCCAGCCACGCUGUCAGGGAAGCACUCACUCCUCCAUCCCUCAUCUGGCAAUAAGAAGAGCAGCAGCAAUAUGGAGCCAAACCCCUGCUAGGACCCCGGUGGGGCUGGAUUUUUUUUUAGCCCCACUUUGGCAACAAGGUGCCCUGCUGCAGUCUGGCCCGGGGCUGUUGGCCACCUCUCGGGAUGGGGAGCAGUGCUGGGGGUGCCUGUACGCGGAGGCGGCCAAUGUGCAAUGCUUUGGGAAUGCCGAGGGGUCUUCCAGGGUGUCCGAUGGAGCUGCUUUGCUUCGGCACCUUUGCACAGGGCUUGGGUCUCACAUUUCAUUGCUGCAGGGCUCCUGGUGUGGAGUCAACGCUCGCUUUUCCCCACUCCCUGCUGUCAUACAGCUGCAGUAGGGAAGGAUCUAGGCUGGUAGCAGCGCUACAGCCCUGCUGAUAGCUGGCUGUGCUUUAGAUCCACAAGGAAUAGCACCGGGCAUCUCCCAAGCAGCCAUGCUCACUCCUCGGGAGCUGGAGGAGCUGCUGCCGCCUCCAAACCAGUGUGCAUGUCUGCAGGUUGCUGACGAACCACGUGUGAGCCUCCAAAGUUAGCAGCCUGGAAUUCAGGGGGGAUAAGGCUCAGUAAUCCCGUUAAACCCACUGAAAAGGGCUGAUCGGGCUUGUUGGGCAGGAAAACAAAGCAGCGCAAGGACUUCGCAGGUGAGGCAGUCUGAGCAUCUCGAUGUGGAGCUGGUCACCUGCGGCUGAUGUGUGCAUGGCUGAUGGAGCGCACUGGCCCCAGGGUGCACUGUCUUCUACAUGGAUGGGCCACGUCACCUUCAGCUUGCUGAAUUUCUGGCCUCUGGGGCCUGGCAGGACAAGGAGAGGAGAGAGCCAAACGUGGCACAGUGGUGGAAACACAGAUUAUCUGCCCUGGGAAAAGCAGCUCAGCUCCUUGAGAAGGUUCAGUCCGCCCCAGCUGCAGCUGAGGGGCAGCAGCCCACCAGCGACGUGAUGGCUGGCUCGCCGCUUGCCGUGCUCACCCCAAAUCCAACACCAGCCAGCUGUGUAACGAGGGCUGUUAGCACCGUCUAACUUUGGGUGUCUCAUUCCAGUGCUUUGAGUUUCCCUCGGGAGGCUGCAUGGGGAGCCCUAUAUAUAGGCACCCUAUAUAGGAGUGUGAGUUGCUGAGUGGGAUGUCUAAAAUUAUCUGUCCCACCCCCAAGCACCGCUGCUGCCAUAGCACGUGCCCUCGCCUCCCUCCUGCUCCACCAGCAUCACACUUGCUCCAGCUCCCUGAACCCAAAGGGGAUGAAGAAAACACUUUCGGGGGAGCAGCGGCACCCCGGCAUGCUCGGCCUCGGCACCAGGCAGGUACCACAUGGGGCUGAGCAUCCUGCCGGUGCAGGGGGGGCGAUGGGGCAGUGGUUUCCCCUGGGGCAAUGGCUGGAGGCAACUGAAAUUGCUGCGGGAUGGGAAGAGGAGCCUGACGCAGGCGGCAGCGGUGGCAGCAGCCCCUGCAUGUGCGUGGGCAGGCGGCCAAGCCGGGGUGACGGGAGAACAAAACUCUCUUUCCAUCUGUGAGGAGCCGUCAGAGCAAUGACAUGAGACGUCCCCAGCAGAGACAUCCCUGCCUAUCAGCGACCCAGCCCUGUGGGGAGGGUCAGAAGGAGGAGAUGGGGUGGUGGUGUUUGCUCCACGUUGUUUGCUGCUCUUCACCGAUGGCAUCACCAACAAGCUGGUGGCCUGCUACACGGACGAGGGCAUGGCAGACGCGGUGCUGGUCCGUGUCUACGGCAGGAAGACGGAGCUGUUCGUGGACCGGGAGACAGAGCUGAGGAACUUCCAGGUGCUGCGUGCCCAUGGCUGCGCCCCCGACCUCUACUGCGCCUUCCAGAAUGGGCUCUGCUACCAGUUCCUGCCGGGCAUCGCGCUGGGACCCGACCACGUGCGGGACCCUCACAUCUUCAGGCUGGUGGCCCAGGAGAUGGCCCGGGUACAUGCCAUCCAUGCCAACGGGAGCCUCCCCAAGCCCAUCCUCUGGCAGAAGCUGCACAAAUACCUCACCCUCGUGAAGACGGAUCUCAGCCCAAAGGUAUCCAACCCCAGCCUCCAGCAGGACGUGCCCAGCCUGGAGAUGCUUGAACAUGAGCUGGCCUGGAUGAAGGAAAUUCUCUCCCAGCUGGGGUCCCCCGUCGUGCUUUGCCACAACGACCUGCUCUGCAAGAACAUCAUCUACGACGGGACACAAGAGCACGUUCGCUUCAUAGACUACGAGUACACUGGCUACAACUACCAGGCUUUCGACAUUGGAAACCACUUUAAUGAGUUUGCAGGCGUGAAGGAGGUGGAUUACCGCCUCUACCCCAGCAAGGAGACCCAGCUGCAGUGGCUGCGCUCCUACCUGCAGGCCUACAAGCAGCUCACCCAGGGGGACCGAGGAGGCACGGGGGUGUCUGAGGAAGAGCUGGAGGCUCUCUACGUGCAAGUGAACAAGUUUUCUUUGGCAUCCCAUUUCCUCUGGGGAUGCUGGGGCCUGAUCCAGGAUAAAUACUCUACCAUAGACUUUAACUUCUUAAGAUAUGCAAAGCUAAGGUUUAAAGAGUACUUCAAGAUGAAGCCGGUGGUCACAGCCCUGCAGAUCUCUAAAUAGCAUCUCCAGCCUGUGAGACCCUGAGCUAUUUUGUCCUUGCUGCGUCCACAGCCCUCGCAUCCCCCUUGCCCCUUCCCCACCCCAGCCGGGGGCGAGGGCAGGUCCUGAUGGUGGGAAGGGGAAGGAGAGGAGCUCUGACCCAGCCACCGAUUAAAGGAGACCCUGGACAUACCUGAGACUGGACCAUGAGAUGCUAGAGAGGACCACGGCCUCGGAGAGGCCCCUACCUACGCAAGGAAGCCUUACCAUCGCCUUAACACCGAGCCCCGGCUUGGCCCCAGUGCCCGGCGGGUCCGUGCUUUGCUGGCACUGCUGCUGCUUGGCUCGGCACCCAGUUUGCUCCCUCUGUGCUGUCCCCAGGGGUGGAAACGGGUUCCCCCCCCAAUCUGCUCAGGAGCCCCCAGAGCUGCCCAGUUGUUUUUGCUGCCCCAAUGCACACGCUGUGCCCAUUGCUGCUCCUGCUGUCCCCUCUUGCCCUGCCUGCUCCAUCCCACUUGGGCUGCCACCCCCAACCCAGCACCUUCCUUGGGUCAGUAUUGAUCCUGGGCUUGGGGCUGUCUCUGAGCUUGGGGCCCUUUUCCAUGAGCAGUAGGUGUUGCGGCACUCCGGCUCGGAUGGUGCAAAGCAGCACGGGGCAGCAACAGCCAUGAGCCACGUGGGCUUGUGACCAGCAGGCGCUGGGUGCCUGCACCCCCUGCGAUGGGUUCAGCCCACAGCUGACUCCGCUUUUACCCCCUGACCAUGGUCUCCCAAACCUCACAGCAUCCUGUGCUGCUCUGCCUUCCCCACCUCCGCCGGGGCCAGGGCGGGUUGGUCCUGCCCCUCAUGGACACCAUCCCUGUGCUCCUCUCUUUGCGGUGUCCCUCUGUGGGACCCCCCAGACGGAGGCUGAACCAAGCUGACCUGCUCCAUGAGCAGCGUCAUCCCCUGUCGGCACUCAGCUGCUCCCCCAUCACAGGUCCCUGAGGGCAAUCCUGGCCUGCUGAGCACUGCCCAGCUCGUGACAGUUGUUGUGCAUCAGACGAGGGGUGGAAUCAGACCUCUCUGCCCCUGCCUGGGCUGCUGGGUGAGUGGUGCGGGGACAAGGUGGCCGUCCCCUCCAUAUGGGCACAGGAACCUUCCCCAGCAAGAACUGGAACUGUUGUUGCAUCUGGUGUUUCUUUUGGUGCAAAAUAAAAGCUGCUGCUAGCUGGAA